ACUAGAGGACCUCAUUGCCGGGUGGCUACAGGCCGAGUGGAUUCGGGAAUAUUGUAGCCGAACCGAACCGGCCGAACCCCUAAGGAGAACCGCGGCUUUUAUUGGACUGUAGCAUCCUGGGCAUCCCUGGGAUUGUUGCGGGGCCAGCAGCGUUGAAGUCGACAGAGGGGGGGACACUGCAGGGGGACAACAACGAACCGAGCAACCCGAACCAGGCUGUAGAUCCUGAUGGAGCUGGAGAUUACCAGAUCCGACCUGGGAGCCAUGGCCGAGUCAUUGCAACCCCAAACCCCGAGCAGACACGAGAAGAGUCUCGGAUUGCUAACAACCAAAUUUGUUACUUUACUCCAAGAGGCCAAGGACGGAGUUCUAGACCUGAAAGUAGCGGCCGACACCCUCGCUGUGAGGCAGAAGAGGCGCAUUUAUGACAUCACCAACGUGCUGGAGGGCAUCGGUCUCAUCGAGAAGAAGUCCAAGAACAGCAUUCAGUGGAAGGGCGUCGGUCCCGGUUGCAACACGCGGGAGAUCGCGGACAAGCUGAUCGACCUGAAGGCGGAGCUGGAGGACCUGGACCGGCGGGAACAAGAGCUGGACCAGCAGCGUGUCUGGGUCCAGCAGAGCAUCAAGAACGUGACCGACGACACGCAGAACAGCAAGCUGGCUUACGUUACCCACGAGGACAUCUGCGGCUGCUUCAAAGGUGACACCCUCCUGGCGAUCCGGGCCCCCUCAGGCACACAGCUGGAGGUGCCCAUCCCAGAGGCACAGGCCUUGAACAGCCAGAAGAAGUAUCAGAUCCACUUGAAGAGCACUUCCGGUGCCAUCGAGGUCCUAUUGGUCAACAAGGACACGUCUGGCUCCGCCCCCGUGGUUCUGCCCGUCCCCCCGCCAGAGGACAUGUUCCAGAGCCUGCCCACCCCCCCUGCCACGGGCACCGCCCCCAAGGGUGAAACCCCACCCACCCAGCCCACGGCAGACCAAUUGCCAUCCUCCGCCGCCGCCUCGCCCGUCUCCACCCCCAUGGGGCCCACUCCCGAAGCUUCCAGCACCAACGCCAGCACGCUUGAGCUUGCCCCGCCCACCGGAGACACACCGGCCAGUGAGACGUCCUCAUUGGACACCCAGCCCCUCCAAUCUUCUGCCUCAUUGGACAGCAGCUCCUCUCUCCCGGCCUCCUCCACAGUCUUCGAACCAAUCAAGUCAGAUCCUUCAGAAAUGCUGGACUUUCCUAAAGAACUCUCUGAGAUGUUUGAUCCAACUAAGGAAAUCAUGAGCCCUGACCUUUUGGAAGAGCUCAUGGCUUCAGAAGUGUUCUCUCCUCUCCUCCGCCUCUCUCCGCCCCCCGGUGACCAUGACUACAUCUAUAACCUGGAUGAAACCGAAGGCCUCUGUGACCUGUUUGAUGUCCCCAUCCUUAACCUUUGACCCCGAAGCUCUGCCAUUGGGGCAUGUGAAUAGGGAUUUAACAGGAAGAAAGUAAAAUUUGACGAUACAAGAUUAAAGAAUAUAUUUUUGGAUUCUUGCAUUUAUAAGCUGAUUUGGAUCAACAUUUUUUUUUUUUUUUAUCACUCUUUCAAGCCUCACCUCACUUCCCAAACCGCAAGACUUUUCUGUGCUCGUGACAGCAAAGGCUUCUGGGAGAUCCGCGCUUCCAGCCUCCCCGCUUCAGUGCUGGCGUACACAUUGCAUAUGUGACCGAGACCCUUUUAAUGUCAUCAACACCAAUCUUAUUUAUAGAACCCACAUGUAAGUGGAUGAUGAGUAUAGUACUUUUUUUUUUUUUUUUUUUUGUCUUUCUCUCUUUGUUUGAGGAGCCUGUUUUGCAUUUUGAACUGAGAUGGAGCAAAGAGACGUGGUGGAAACCGGCACUGCCCCCUCUGCAUGGUGAGCGGGAACGGAAGCUUCCUCUUUGCAGUUAAACUUCUGUCCAGGAGAUGGCGCCAGAGGACAGACAUGAGGUUCAGACAACUGCAGUAACACUUCUGUCCAGAGUAAUAAACAGAGUGUCUGGCAGGCACAUACCAGCAACCACCACUUUCCCCUCAGAGUCCUGAAUGCUAUCAGUUUUGAUACAGCAAUCCGUCCUGUCAUUGCAUAUACCACCAGCCACUAGGCUUCUUCUUUAAAAAAGGGGUUUGACACUUUAUUUUGCUUGUAGUUCAAGACUAUUGUACAUUUGUCAGAAGGUAUUUUGCAACCUUUUUUCCCCCAAAAAAAGCUAUUCAUAUGUUUUUAAACCGAAAUUGUUUUUCUGUGCGUGUUUGUCAACAAGAGCGAAUUAAUGAAAUGAAUUGUAGUCCAAAGCCGUAAUGCUCAUAUGUUUUCAAACUUUUGUUCAUAUUCAUAAAAUGUGCGCUUGUUUAGCGGGCGACAAGUGUCACUAUGCAGAAUGUACAUUGUGUUAAGUUUUUUGGAUUCAAAUACUUUUCUGCAUUUGACUAGGCUUGCUUGGUGUAUUGCAGCUUAGUAGCUAUGGUUCAUUAUUGGGACAUGGAAGGUUGGUGGUACAAGCCUUUGUGUUAACAUAAAAUGGACCCCUAACCCCAUAUUGCUCCAGGGGGGAUUAUCCCCUGCUUGGUCUCUAAGGGGCAGUUAAAUAACUGUAAUGUAAAUGUAACGGAACAAAUUGGAAAUAAUCCCAAAAGUGUAAACCUCCUCCUGGAGGCUCAAAAAUUCAACAGGCAAGAUCACCAGAGCACAGAAAAGUAUUUGAAUCAAAACCAAAUAAUAUUAGAGACCAGGCGUGGAUGAGAGAGAUCACUGGCCCUGGCUGAGUGGGUAAUCUGACUCCUGGUGUUCUGGUCCUUCCUGCAGUCACAAACUAAGCUGAAUAUAUUUCAUGUUUUAAGUGUCUAGAUUGACCUGUAUGUUAGGCUUAAAGUACUGCUUUAAGCAAAAUAUGCCAGCCCAUGAGUUAUUUUAAAAUGUGGUUUCGCACAAAGAAAAAUAACAAAUGUUAUCUGAUGAGAAGUCGCCUUUUCUGCUUUUACAGAAUUAGUUCAAUUGUUUCUGCAUUAACAUAACUCCCUUAUUUCCUCUUGUAAUAGCACAAGGAUAUAGACUGACAUUUCUUGUGCUGCAGGUCAGGGUUACAUAUGUAAUGGUGCUUUGAUUAUCGUCAGAAAUGGAUUCCAUGAUUACUGUCAGGUCUGUGAGGUUAAGGGCGUUCAGGAGACUCUUAAAACACAGGUCUGGUGUUCAAUCCUCCUCUGACCCCUGAUCCAUCGGUAUGGAAAGGCAAAAAGGUUAGGCAGGCAUUGAAUCUUCACUGUCACUUCUGUUGUGUCGCACAAGGUCAGUUUUUAUUGACUUUAAUUUCUUACAGAGGCUGGUCUUGCUUUCGGAAUGCCUUCGCGAACUUGGUGACCUUUCAAACCGUUGUCUGCCCAAAUGUGCAAGAAGCAAGUUACCCAUUAAUGAGUAUGAGCUAAGAGAAGCCCAUCUGAAUAAUUCUUAUAAGCAAUCAAAAUAGUUUGCUAGCUAUUUUGAUGGACUUCAGCACUUAAUGUUGUGAAUAGAAAAGCAGACAGAUCAAGGUUGGAAUCAUCAUUUAAUUUGCUUGGUCCUUCUGUUAAGUCACAGUCAGGGUGAAGCCACGUGAUGGGUCAUGUGAUAUACUAAUAACCCUUUCCCCCGUGAGAUUGGAUCAGCUCUGGUCUAUUGGUCAGUUACUGCAGGAGAGGCCAGGCUUUGGCUCGCCAGUUCUUGACACCUUUUUGUUUUAUUUUUGCUAAAUGUUCAUGAGUUCGCUGGUCACCAGUGUGUGCUCCAGCGAGCCACAUGGGAAAGUGUGUGUUCUGUCAUAAAACCCAAGAACCCGCAGUCCCUGCAACUGUCGGUUCAGGAAAGAUGGUUGCAUCGACUCAAAGCCACACAAAAAAAGAAGAAAUUAUAAUCAUCUAACUGCAAGUGAUACCGACCGUGCACAGCAGGGAAAAUCCAAAAAAAGUUGUGUAAGUGUUUUCAGCGUUGAUCAGGUUUCUCCGUGGAUCAGGUUUCUCCGUGUUGGGUAGCGCCUCUGGUCCUGAACGGAGGCCAUUUUGUUUUGGGAGUAGAAGGGUUCUACCUGAGCCUGGCCUGUCACCAUGGCAAUGUCCUUGGGAUGGGGAGGAAAGGGGUGGAGUUCUGUCGGCAGCUGAACAAUAUGCAUUGGGUGACACUGCAGAUUCCUUUUAUCCGUUUUAUUUUGUUGUUUUGUUUUUUGUUUUUGGUGUGUCUUUAAUUGUUUUAUCAGCAUUGUCCUCUUAUGCCUCCACUCACAUUGAAGUUGUUAUAUUUGUGCUGCCUAAAUGACUGGCUGGACUGUGUGUCCCAAUAAGGACUACAUUAUUUUAUGGUUAUUUGCUAAGUCGUAUACUAUACAUGCUUGUUUUUUUUUUGGUUUUUUUGGGGGGGGGCGGAGGUUUCUGUGUGUGUGUGUGUGUGUGUGUGUGUGUGUGUGGGUGUGUGUGUGUGUGUGUGUGUGUGUGUACAGGCACUUCUGAAUGAAUGUGAAAUCAAAUUUGAUGUCUUUUUUUAAGGGAUGUGUUAAUUAAAAACUACAAAUGUUGCCAGAAUGUCACCUAAUCUCCUCAACUGUACCAUAUAUGUUUAAACUAUGAGCUAUAUUAUUUCCCAGAAGCCUGUGUGCAGUCCAGAUCAUUUAUUUUGUUUGCCGUUAUGUCUGAGAACUUAGUGCAUCUCCCUGUUGACUGUAAAUCUGCCUAGCACCAUUUUAAGUGUGUGUGUGUGUGAGAGUGUGUGAGUGUGUGAGUGUGUGAGAGAGUACAGGUGUGCAUUUGUCUGUGGGGAGAGGGUGUCCAAGUGUGUUUACUUGUUGACUUGUCCACUUGCAGGUUUUUUACUUGUUCAUGCCAUUCUAGGUGGUGCCGUUCUGUUUGUAUACAGUGAGCAUUUAUUUUUAUAUUUGUGGAAUAUACUGCAAAAUCAUUUGGUUUUGUUUUUAUAUAUACAUAUAUGUAUAUGUGUGUAUAUAUAUAUAUAUGUGUGUGUAUAUGUGUGUAUAUAUAUAUAUGUGUAUAUAUAUAUAUAUAUAUAUAUAUAUAUAUAUAUAUAUAUAUAUAUAUAUAUAUAUAUAUAUAUAUAUAAUAUAAAAAUUUGUACCAAUCCCAGUCAUCUCAAAAUGGAUAUGUACAAUAGUACUCCCAGUUAAAAAUACACCGAGACUAUUGGCGGUGAAGCUGCCCUGUAUUUUCCAGUGUGGCUUCAAUGCAAAAGCCUUUGGUGUCCAGGGAAUUCUUCCUAUAUAAAUAUAUAUAUUUUUAAAAGAAACUUCAGGAUUUGUAGAGGCUAAGCAUAUGUGAGACAAUGUUUGUAACAGAAUGGUUCUGUAUGUCUAUAGUUACUACCCCCUACUACAGAGAUUUGAAUAAAAAAACCUGAAAAGUU
Molecule: messenger RNA, 5388 nt
Organism: Conger conger (European conger)
Lineage: Eukaryota; Metazoa; Chordata; Actinopteri; Anguilliformes; Congridae
Gene: e2f4
Product: E2F transcription factor 4
Exons: 10
Coding region: 229-1425 (398 amino acids)
Biological process (GO): regulation of transcription by RNA polymerase II
Cellular component (GO): RNA polymerase II transcription regulator complex
Molecular function (GO): protein dimerization activity; DNA-binding transcription factor activity, RNA polymerase II-specific; RNA polymerase II cis-regulatory region sequence-specific DNA binding
Source: RefSeq, a predicted model, not a curated record